Molecule: messenger RNA, 1062 nt
Organism: Naegleria gruberi
Lineage: Eukaryota; Heterolobosea; Eutetramitea; Acrasida; Naegleriidae
Product: calcium/calmodulin-dependent protein kinase-like protein
Exons: 4
Coding region: 4-999 (331 amino acids)
Biological process (GO): protein phosphorylation
Molecular function (GO): ATP binding; protein kinase activity
Source: RefSeq, a predicted model, not a curated record
AAAAUGGCUGAUGAAAACCACUUUUUCACUGACGCAAAGACCCACGAUAUUAAGAAGGACCUUGAAUUCGGCAAGGUUUUGGGAAGUGGUACCUUCUCCAUCGUCAGAGAAGCCGCCCAAAAGAAUGAUGGUAGAAAAGUUGCCGUCAAGAUUAUCGAUAAAACAAACUUGGAAGUAAAUAAGGAUUCAUUAAAAACAGAAGUUUCAAUUUUAAAGAGCGUAAACGAUCAAAAUAUUGUAGAAUUAAUUGAUGUUUAUGAAAACGGUAUGAAGGUUUACCUUGUCAUGGAAUUGCUAACAGGAGGUGAGCUUUUCGACAGAAUUGUGAAUAAGUACCCAGAAGGUUACUCUGAAGAUGUUGCUGCUGAAUUAAUUAGAAAGAUAGUUUCCUCAAUCAAAUACUUGCACUCUUGUGGUGUUGUCCACAGAGAUUUGAAACCAGAAAAUUUAAUUUACUCUUCUGAUGGAAAUGACAGUGAUAUCAAAAUCACUGACUUUGGUUUGGCAAAAAUUGCCGAUGGUGACUUUUUGUUAAAGACUGCUUGUGGUACACCAAACUAUGUUGCCCCCGAAGUCCUUCAAAAUACUGGUUAUGAUGCCUCUGUAGAUAUGUGGUCUAUUGGUGUUAUUUUGUAUAUACUUUUGUGUGGUUUCCCACCAUUUUACAGUGAAAAUACUCCAGAACUGUUCGAACAAAUUAUUAAUGGAGACUAUGAUUUCCCAUCCCCUUACUGGGACAAGGUCAGUGACAGUGCUAAGGAUUUGAUCCGACACUUGUUGGUCGUAAAUCCAAAGAAGAGAUUUACUCCAGAUCAAACAUUGAGCCAUCCAUGGAUUAAGAAAUUGUCUACUAAUAAGAAUCACAGACCAGAAAUUAUUGAUGAAUUGAGGAAGUUUAAUGCUAGACGUAAAUUUAAGAUUACUGUAGAAGCUGUUUUGGCUGCUCAAAAACUCUUAGGAAAGUUAAAGAACAGAAAAUCAUCUAUCAAGAAGCAUUAAUUCGUGAUCCAAUGUAAAAUACUACCAUUACCAUUAUUUCAAUAAAAGUUCUAGGUAAAGUGU